GGUAAACAUCGAUCAAGUUUAAUCAUUAUUGCACAAAGAAUUCGGUCGUAAAAAUUGAAUCUUAAAUAAUCUUGGAAUCGUAUCAGCCAUAAUUAUUUGUUGAAUUAAAAUAUUAAUAUUUAAAAGAAAAUGGCUCCAAAAGCUCCCGUAAAUGCUGCAAAACCUAACGGAGUUGUAUAUAAAGACAAAAGUAAACCGGCAGAUGUUAGACGAAGUAAUAUCAAUGCAGCUAAAGCGAUUUCCGAUGCUAUUAGGACAAGUUUGGGACCUAGGGGAAUGGAUAAGAUGAUUCAAGCUGGAAAUGGUGAAGUAACAAUAACAAAUGACGGGGCUACAAUUUUAAAACAAAUGAAUGUUAUACAUCCAGCCGCAAAAAUGUUGGUUGGAUUAUCACGAGCACAAGAUAUCGAAGCUGGGGAUGGAACCACUUCUGUGGUUGUUUUAGCUGGUGCGCUCUUAGAAGCUGCAGAAAAACUGCUUCACAAAGGCAUUCAUCCAUCGGCAAUAUCAGAUUCAUUCCAAAAAUGUGCAGUUAAAGCGGUGGAAAUUUUGACCGAAAUGUCUACACCGAUAGAACUUACAGAUCGGGAAUCAUUAAUUAAGAGUGCAUCAACAUCACUGAAUUCUAAAGUUGUGUCUCAACAAAGUAGUUUACUGGCUCCAAUUGCGGUCGAUGCAGUACUAAAAGUUAAUGAAUCUACUAAGGAAUCCAAUGUUGAUUUAAAUAAUAUCAAAAUCAUUACAAGUUUGGGUGGAACAGUUGAAGAUACUGAAAUGGUUGAAGGUUUAGUAUUUACAAGCCGAUCAGCUGGAGUGAAUGCUCCAAAAAGAAUUGAGAAAGCCAAAAUUGGUUUAAUCCAGUUUUGUAUUUCACCUCCUAAAACUGAUAUGGAUCACAACGUUAUUGUAUCAGAUUACGCUGCAAUGGAUCGUGUACUUAAAGAGGAACGUUCUUAUAUUUUGAAUAUUGUAAAACAAAUAAAAAAAACUGGUUGUAAUGUUUUACUUGUUCAAAAAUCGAUUUUACGGGAUGCUGUUUCAGAUUUGGCACAACAUUUUCUGGAUAAAAUUAAAUGUUUGGUUGUUAAAGACAUUGAACGUGAAGAUAUUGAAUUCAUUUGUAAAACUCUGGGAUGUCGGCCAAUUGCAUCUUUGGAUCAUUUUGUUGCUGAAAGUUUGGUUUCAGCAGAUUUAGCCGAAGAAAUUCCAAGUGGAAGUACCAAAUUUGUGAAAAUCACUGGAAUUCAAAAUCCAGGUCGUACAGUAUCAAUUAUAGUUCGCGGAUCAAAUAAGUUAAUAUUAGCUGAAGCUGAGCGCUCUUUGCAUGAUGCUUUGUGUGUUGUUCGAUGUUUAGUGAAGAAGAGAGCCCAAAUCGCUGGAGGAGGUGCUCCAGAAAUAGAAAUGGCGUUACAAUUAGCACAGUAUGCUAAUACACUUCAGGGUGUGGAUGCUUAUUGUUUCCAUGCAUUUGCUGACGCCAUGGAAGUUAUACCAUCUACUUUAGCUGAAAAUGCUGGUUUAAAUCCAAUUUCUACGGUAACCGAAUUGAGAAAUCGUCACGCCCAAGGAGAAAAAAAUGCUGGAAUAAACGUUCGUAAGGGAGCUAUUACAGAUAUUUUGUCUGAGAAUGUGGUGCAACCUUUAUUGGUCAGUACUUCAGCAAUAACUUUUGCGACCGAAACAGUUAGAUCAAUUUUGAAAAUUGAUGAUAUUGUAAACACUCUUUAAUUACAGAGAUUUUUGAUACCAUUUAUUAACUGGGAUUACGCCUUAUACAAUUGAAGUGUAUUACUUUAAUAUUAACAAUUUAUGCUCUUUCUCAACUUAUAUUUUAAAUUAAUUUAGUUCAUAAAAUACCAUUUUGAUGAUUUCACAUUAAUAAUAUUUCACUCUGUCAUAAUUCUGAAUAAAUUUAAAUAAUGGAAAAGAAAAUCAUUGUAAUUUUUACAAAA
This is a messenger RNA of Condylostylus longicornis, 1952 nucleotides long. RefSeq names its product T-complex protein 1 subunit delta (gene CCT4). The record is from RefSeq and is a predicted model, not a curated record. The transcript has 5 exons. Gene Ontology annotation, biological process: protein folding. The coding region runs from base 130 to 1728 and encodes 532 amino acids. Lineage: Eukaryota; Metazoa; Arthropoda; Insecta; Diptera; Dolichopodidae. Gene Ontology annotation, cellular component: chaperonin-containing T-complex. Gene Ontology annotation, molecular function: ATP hydrolysis activity; ATP binding; ATP-dependent protein folding chaperone.